CACACACCCAUCCUCUCCCUGUCUCUCCCCCUCUCUCUCUCACUCAGUGCGACUCCUCCGAGUAAUCAGGAGUAAGUCAAACUUCUUGCAGUUGAGGAUUUGUGCGCACGCACUGAAGGAUCCAGGUGGUGCAGUUUUUUCUCCCUGGUUUCAUGUGCUCAUCAGUGCUGAAGACAAUGGGAUGGAAACAUCUAAUCUCAGUGAAGUCAAGAGGCAUCUAACCCAUUAGUAGAACAGGUGUCUGUGGUGAUGUUGCCAUGUGCCGGCUGCCAUCUGCUUCAACACUCAUUUAUUCAGGACUGAUGUCCAGAUGGUGUGCCCCUCCAUGUGCCGUCCAGUUCAGCUCUCCCUGAAUCUUUCAUGGGCCACAAACCGACCCAAGCAACCACGGCCUCUCGAAUCAACCCCACCACCCCGGCGCUGCACACCUCACCCUGAACCCCUCACCCCUCACUUUCACCCUUAGCCGCUCGACCCUUGUCACAUUUCAUCAAUCCUGUCCCUCCCUGAACACAACAUGGUGGCCUUCAUUCCCACUCUACUCUUGGUGAUGAUGUGUCGGGGGGUCCUGCUCUCCAUCGGGGACCCACCUCAAUCCCGUCGAGAGAUCCGCAUCGAGGGUGACCUGGUUCUCGGCGGCUUGUUCCCUGUGCACGAGAAAGGUGCCGGGAUGGAGGAGUGUGGCCGUGUGAACGAGGACAGAGGAAUCCAGAGGCUGGAGGCCAUGUUAUUCGCCAUUGACAGAAUCAAUAGGGACAACUAUUUACUGCCCGGGGUCUCCCUUGGAGUCCACAUCCUGGACACCUGCUCAAGAGAUACCUAUGCACUGGAGCAGGCUCUGGAGUUUGUGAGAGCCUCCCUCACCAAGGUGGACGACACAGAAUUCAUCUGUCCAGACGGAUCUUACGCUCUGCAGGACGACAGUCCGCUUGCAAUCGCUGGAGUCAUAGGAGGAUCCUUCAGCAGUGUGUCCAUACAGGUCGCCAAUCUUCUCCGGCUAUUCCAGAUCCCUCAGAUAAGCUACGCGUCAACAAGUGCCAAGCUCAGUGAUAAAACCCGCUAUGAUUAUUUCGCCCGCACGGUUCCCCCGGACUUCUACCAGGCCAAAGCCAUGGCUGAGAUCCUCCGGUUCUUCAACUGGACGUACGUGUCCACCGUUGCGUCGGAGGGCGAUUACGGUGAAACCGGAAUCGAGGCCUUCGAGCAAGAGGCUCGCAUGAGGAACAUCUGCAUCGCCACUUCUGAGAAGGUGGGACGCUCAAACGCUAAGAAGUCCUAUGAAGCUGUGAUCCGUCAGCUCCUGCAGAAGCCAAACGCCCGUGUGGCUGUCCUCUUCCUGCGCAGCGAUGAUGCCAGAGAGCUGCUGGCAGCUGCUGCCAGGCUCAACACCUCCUUCAUCUGGGUGGCCAGCGACGGCUGGGGCGCGCAGGAGAGCAUCGUCAAGGGAAACGAGGUCACCGCCGAGGGAGCCAUCACACUCGAGCUGUCGGCCAAUCCCUUGCCAGAGUUCAACCGCUACUUCCUCAGCUUGAACCCCGUCAAGAACCUCCGUAACCCCUGGUACAGGGAAUUCUGGGAGCAGCGGUUCCAGUGCUCUUUAGGUGGUGGAGGAAAAGAAGGAGGUGGAGGUAUUGGACUCGGGGAGACGGCUCACCUCCCUCCGUGUGGCAGGAGCUUGUCGAUGGACAAGAAUAACUUUGAACCGGAGUCAAAGAUCAUGUUCGUGGUGAACGCGGUGUAUGCUAUGGCUCACGCUCUUCACCAUAUGCAACAGAGUCUGUGCUCCAACACCACCAAGCUGUGUGACAGCAUGAAGGCCCUGGACGGGCGCAGACUCUACAGGGAUUACAUCCUCAAUGUCAGCUUCACAGCCCCUUUCGCUCCACCAGGCAGUGAGACAACAGUCAAGUUUGAUACCCAGGGGGACGGCAUGGGCCGAUACAAUAUCUUCAGCUACCAGCGCUCUGGUGAUCGUUAUGGUUACGUGCCGGUAGGCGAAUGGGCUGAGACCCUGAGUUUGAGCAGUGAUCUGAUUCACUGGCCAAGAGAAGCGGUGCCCACCUCGCAGUGCAGCGACCCCUGUGAGCGUAAUGAGAUGAAGAAAAUGCAGGCAGGUGAGUACUGCUGCUGGAUCUGCACAGCCUGUGAGCCUCAUGAAUACCUGGCUGAUGAGUUCACCUGCUCGCCCUGUGCUCCCGGCCAGUGGCCCACUGACGACCUGACAUCCUGUUACGACCUACCCGAGGACUAUAUAAUGUGGGAGGAUGCUUGGGCCAUUGGUCCAAUUACUGUUGCCUGUGUAGGGUUCAUGUGCACCGGCCUGGUGUUCUGGGUGUUUGUACGAAACAACAACACACCGCUGGUGAAAGCCUCAGGCAGGGAGCUGUGUUACAUUCUUCUCUCGGGGGUCUUCAUGUCCUACGCCAUGACUUUCCUCUUCUUAGCCAAACCAUCUCCUGCCAUCUGUGCUCUACGUCGCCUCGGCCUGGGCACAUCAUUUGCUGUCUGCUACUCUGCCCUCCUCACCAAAACCAACAGAAUUGCCCGGAUAUUCAGUGGUGUGAAAGACGGAGCGGGUGCAACGAGGCCACGCUUCAUUAGCCCGUCCUCUCAGGUGUUUAUCUGUCUGAGCCUAAUCUCCGUUCAGUUAGUGAUGGUGUCAGUGUGGCUGCUGCUGGAGGUUCCAGGUACACGGCGCUUCACGUUGCCAGAGCGACGGCAGACUGUCAUCCUCAAGUGCAACGUACGCGACUCCAGUAUGUUGCUGUCACUGGGAUACGACGUGCUCCUGGUCAUCCUGUGUACUGUGUAUGCCUUCAAGACCAGGAAGUGCCCAGAGAACUUCAACGAGGCCAAGUUCAUUGGAUUCACCAUGUAUACCACCUGCAUCAUUUGGCUGGCCUUUCUCCCCAUCUUUUAUGUUACAUCAAGCGACUACAGGGUUCAGACCACCACGAUGUGCAUCUCAGUGAGCCUGAGUGGCUUUGUGGUGCUGGGCUGCAUGUUUGCACCGAAGGUCCAUAUCAUCAUGUUCCAGCCCCAGAAGAAUGUGACCAGUCACAGGCUUAACCUCAAUCGCUUCAGUGUCAGCGGGGCUGCCACCACCACGUAUGCGUCUCAUGCUUCGGUCAGUGCCCACUACGUACCGACCGUGUGCAACGGGAGAGAAAUAGUCGACUCCACCACGUCCUCUCUGUGACCACCUACAGUCCACUCAUGAAAUCUGCCCCUGCGACUGUUAGAUUAACAUCAUCAUCUCCAUCCCCCUUAAACCUUCUCUCCUCAUCUUACACACACACACAAACACACAGUGUUUACACUGUCCACAUACAAACACGCACACACACACACACACACAAACAACCGUCCUUGUGGACUAGAACUGUAUUGUUUCAUAAAUGUAGAAAGUGUGUUACUAUAAUUAAAUUAUUUUCUAGGGUUGUACAUACAUGGAAUCCACAUUGUUGUAAGUAGAGAAACAAAAGAACAAAAAAAAGUUUUUAGGGAGGAAUUUUUGGAGCCUUUGUUUUUGAUAGCUUUGUUAUGACGCAGUGUAAAUAGACAUGUGCUUAAUCAUGGUAGAAGGGUGUGUGUGUGUGUCCCUCUCGGUCCGGAUGCACAUUUGUGGCUAAAUGCUCGCCUCACCCGCAAUAUUCCACCAACUUUUUAUUCUCAUGCUUUUUUGUAGGUCUCAUUGUUAUAACCGUUUAUCUGUACAUUUGUAUAUUACACUACUGAUGGUUCCAACAGCACAACGGUCUCGUGAAUGUGGACAAAAAGCAUAAACUGGAAAGAAAAUAACGGCUGGAAUGGACUUACAAACAAAAAUCCAUUGAACACAAUGA
This is a messenger RNA of Solea solea (common sole), 3845 nucleotides long. RefSeq names its product glutamate receptor, metabotropic 3 (gene grm3). NCBI's taxonomy places the organism in Eukaryota, Metazoa, Chordata, Actinopteri, Pleuronectiformes, Soleidae. The transcript is spliced from 14 exons. Gene Ontology annotation, biological process: G protein-coupled glutamate receptor signaling pathway; regulation of synaptic transmission, glutamatergic. Gene Ontology annotation, molecular function: group II metabotropic glutamate receptor activity. The coding region runs from base 518 to 3199 and encodes 893 amino acids. The record is from RefSeq and is a predicted model, not a curated record. Gene Ontology annotation, cellular component: membrane.